AUGAGUCAACUUGCAGUGUACGGUGGUUCGGGCGGUCUUGGACGUGUCUUGGUCAAUUACUUUAAAUCAAAGGGCUAUUCGGUCAUUAACAUUGACCUCGUUGAAAACACCGAUGCUGAUCGUAAUGCCAUUGUGAAUGGUCAAUCGUCCAUGGAAGAGCAGGGUUCUCAAGUCAUGGACGCGUUGAAUUCGCUUCUUAAGGAUAACAAGCUGGAUGCUAUUCUGUGUGUAGCUGGUGGAUGGGCUGGAUUUUUGAAAUCGGCCAAUUUGAUGAUCAAGCAGUCGGUCGAGUCUUCCUGUAUCGCCGCUCACAUUGCCACAAAGUAUUUGAAGCAGAAUGGUCUUUUGGCAUUAACAGGAGCUGCCGCGGCAGCUGAUGCUACGCCUGGUAUGAUCGGUUACGGUAUUGCCAAGAGCGCGGUUCAUCAUCUUGUCAAGGAUCUUGCCGGAGCCAAUAGUGGUCUUCCUACGGACGCCAAGGUGACCGCCAUUUGUCCCAUUACUAUUGACACUCCCAUGAACCGUAAGGCUAUGCCUCAGGCGGACAUCUCCACCUGGACGCCACCGGAACAUAUUGCAAAGCAAUUGCAUGAUUACUUGACAGGUGCGACCCCGCUGGAAAACGGAAAACUAAUCAAGGUUGUCACCCAGAAUGGCGAGUCCACCUUUAGCGAAUUGUAA
Messenger RNA from Radiomyces spectabilis, 681 nucleotides. RefSeq lists its product as uncharacterized. Gene Ontology annotation, cellular component: cytoplasm. The record is from RefSeq and is a predicted model, not a curated record. Bases 1 to 681 code for a protein of 226 amino acids. The transcript has 7 exons. Gene Ontology annotation, molecular function: NADH binding; NADPH binding; 6,7-dihydropteridine reductase activity. Lineage: Eukaryota; Fungi; Mucoromycota; Mucoromycetes; Mucorales; Radiomycetaceae. Gene Ontology annotation, biological process: L-phenylalanine catabolic process; tetrahydrobiopterin biosynthetic process.